AGCUACAGAAAAGAAAAGUGGGAACUCCAACACUGCUGCUUCAACCUGCGGACACACACUGAAUCUGCACUCAGAGACUAAAUGGCUUCUAGAGCAGAGGAGGAUCUCUGCUGUCCUGUCUGUCAGGACAUCUUUAAAGAUCCCGUCAUCCUGUCAUGCAGCCACAGCUUCUGUAAAGACUGUCUGCAGAGCUGGUGGAGACAGAACCAAACACGUGAGUGUCCAGGUUGUAACAGAAGAUCUUCAAAGGGUGAACCACCCUGUAACCUGGUGUUAAAGAACCUGUGUGAGUCCUUCUUACAGGAGAGACUCCAGAGAGCUUCAGAGACUCUCUGCAGUCUGCACUCUGAGAAACUCAGACUCUUUUGUCUGGACCAUCAGCAGCCAGUGUGUCUCGUCUGCAGAGACUCAGAAAACCACAGCGAGCACAGGUUCAGACCCAUCGAUGAAGCUGCACGACGACACAAGAAGGAACUGGAGGAAACUCUGGAGCCUUUAAAGGCAAAGUUAAAAGAUUUAGAAAAAGUUAAAGUAGACUUUAAUCAAGCAGCAGAACACAUUAAGGUCCAGGCCCGACACACAGAGAGACAGAUUAAGGAGCAGUUUCAGAAACUUCACCGGUUUCUAGAAGAGGAAGAGGAGGCCAGGGUGGCUGCACUGAGGGAGGAAGAGGAGCAGAAGAGUCAGAUGAUGAAAAAGAAAAUGGGGGCUCUGAGCAGAGAGAUAGCAGCUCUGUCAAACACAGUCAGAGCCACAGAGGAGCAGCUGAGAGCUGAAGACAUCUCAUUCCUGCACAGCUACAAGGCUGGAGUGGAAAGAGUCCGGCACCAACCCCUGCUGGAGGAUCCACAGCUGCACUCAGGAGCUCUGAUAGACCAGGCCAAACACCUGGGCAACCUGGCCUUCAACAUCUGGAACAAGAUGAAAGACAUGGUCUCCUACACUCCUGUGGUCCUGGAUCCAAACACUGCUGGUCCACGACUCAUCCUGUCUGAAGAUCUGACCAGUGUGAGAAAAGGAGACAAACAGCAGCUUCCUGACAAUCCAGAGAGGUUUGAUUAUGUCUGUUCUUCUGUCUUGGGCUCUGAGGGCUUUAACUCAGGGAUUCACAGCUGGGAUGUUGAGGUUGGAGGCAGUAAACACUGGGAACUGGGUGUGUUAGCCGAGUCUGUCCAGAGGAAGGGACGCAUACGGUCUGGAUUAUGGAGAAUAUGGUUCUAUCCAGGUCGAUACGAAGCACUCUCUCCAUCAAAUCUACCUACUGUUCUCUUAAUGAAGAAGAAGCCCCAGAGGAUCAGAGUGAAUCUGGACUGGAGCGGAGGAAAGCUGUCGUUCUCGGAUCCUGACACUAACACGCACAUACACACUGUCACACACACUUUCACUGACAGAAUGUUUCCGUAUAUUGUCACCGGGGAUGACAUCCCAGUGAAGAUAUCACCAGUGAAAGUCUGUGUGGCAGUGGAACAGAGCAGUUGGAGAUAAAGAGGACGGUUAUAUUUAUAACCUAUUAAACUGCACCUGUCCUCCUGCUUCUCAUUGUUGUGAUGCUGUGUUUAGCUGGGUUUUACUUCUCGCUGCUUCCCAUUUCCUAGGCUCCAGUUUGUUUUGCCUUUUCAUUUUCAUCCAUACUUUGAAAUUAUUGCUCAGUUUUUUUAUUGGUCUGACUUUAUGUGGAGCCAUGAAGACCUAAUAAUACAAAGAAGACAUUGAUCAAUAACUGCUUGUUUGAACAGCUAAUCAUUGUUGAGGUUCAACAAACUUUAGUUUCUAGUUUCCAAACAUGAAAAGUUGUUCAUGUGUCCAAUGUACAUCUGAAGCGGUCCUAUUUAUAUAUGAACCAUGUUCAUGUGGUGAAGCUGAGAUGAUUCUGUUUAAAAUAUUCUGAACUGAAAUGAAUGUAGUCCACUAUGUGGACACCCCAAUUCCAGUUCAUAGAAAUGUUAAUGCUACAGCAUACAGUAUUUUAGACAACAGUGUGUAAACAGCCUCUGUUUGUCGCUGUCAGCUCCAUAAAGAAAUGGCACAGAGCCCAAAGCUCAACUCUGCCACUCGCUGCUGUGGUGAAGUAAUUGUCUGGUCUCGAUUUUGUUUUUACAUCUGAAACUGAUCUCAGAUCUGCUGUAAAGUGGAUGAGUGUGACCGAAGUACUCAGAUCUUUUCAUAAGCAUAAAAAGCAGUACAACAGUGUAGAAAUACACUCAGUUCUGCAUUCAAGCAGCUUAAGUAGUGUAAAACACAAAACACAUAGUGCCAAAAGUAAAAGUACUCAUUUUGCAGAAUGGCCUAUUUCACAGCAUGGACGGUAGAUUAUAUUUAUGGUUCAUAAUUCUUGAACCAUUCACAUGUUGCAGCUGGUAGAGUGGAGCUCAUUUUUAAUUCCUUACAUGCUGCUGCAACUUUCU
Monopterus albus (swamp eel) is the source of this 2405-nucleotide messenger RNA. RefSeq names its product zinc-binding protein A33-like. The transcript has 2 exons. The coding region runs from base 82 to 1485 and encodes 467 amino acids. Lineage: Eukaryota; Metazoa; Chordata; Actinopteri; Synbranchiformes; Synbranchidae. Gene Ontology annotation, molecular function: protein binding; zinc ion binding. The record is from RefSeq and is a predicted model, not a curated record.